AUGGUAAAAAACUCCAUGAAAUGCAGAGAUAUUGUUUUAGAGGAAGCCGAGGAACACAGGGCUACUUUGGACCCCAACUCACCUCGAGAUUUCAUUGACUGCUUCUUUAUCAGAAUGGACCAGGAGAAGCACAAUGAGCCCUUUGAGCUCACCAUGGAGAACAUGGUCAUCUGCAGCCUGGAAUUGUUUGGUGCAGGAACUGAAACGAGCAGCAUGACAAUCCGAUAUGGGCUCUUGAUCCUCCAGAAGUACCCAGAGAUAGAAGAGAAAGUGCAGGAAGAGAUUGACCGGGUGGUUGGCCGCUCCCGAAUGCCCAGCAUGGCUGACCGUGGACAGAUGCCUUAUACCGAUGCCGUCAUCCAUGAGAUCCAGAGGUUCGUCUCUCUUUCUCCAAUGUCCGUGCCACAUUCCGUGGUCAAAGACACGUCAUUCAGAGGAUACGUCAUUCCAAAAGGCACCACCGUCAUGCCUGCUCUGAUCUCGGUGCUGUACGAUGGCAAGGAAUUUCCCAACCCCACUAAGUUUGACCCAGGACAUUUCCUGAACAAGGACGGGACCUUCAGGAAGAGCAACUACUUCGUGCCCUUCUCGGCGGGCAAACGGAACUGCGCAGGAGAAGGCCUGGCCCGCAUGGAGCUCUUCCUGUUCUUCACCUCCAUCCUCCAGAACUUCAAGCUGAAGCCUCUCAUGGACCCCCAGGACAUCGACCUCUCCCCCUUGGAAGGAAGAAUGGACAAUUGCCCUCAGCCGUACAAGUUCCGUGUUAUCCCACGCUGA
This is a messenger RNA of Anolis sagrei ordinatus, 777 nucleotides long. NCBI's taxonomy places the organism in Eukaryota, Metazoa, Chordata, Lepidosauria, Squamata, Anolidae. The record is from RefSeq and is a predicted model, not a curated record.